This is a messenger RNA of Bactrocera neohumeralis, 2318 nucleotides long. RefSeq names its product LMBR1 domain-containing protein 2 homolog. Gene Ontology annotation, cellular component: membrane. The transcript has 4 exons. Lineage: Eukaryota; Metazoa; Arthropoda; Insecta; Diptera; Tephritidae. Bases 1 to 2133 code for a protein of 710 amino acids. The record is from RefSeq and is a predicted model, not a curated record.
AUGGCCCACUUACUUUUACUAGCGGUCGUAGCCGCUUUACUACUGGCCGGAUUUUUACUCUUUCGGUAUGGAAAUAUUCCUCGUCAACACAUUAUUGUAACAUUGUCGGUGUUAAUGGCGUGGUGCUUUUCGUUUCUUAUUGUCUUCACUAUACCACUUGAUGUCACAAAUACUUUGUACCGACAAUGUCUCCAGGAAAAUAAUGAUAUUGAAACAUCCAUGGCAUCUGCAGAUUUCAAUAACUCAAAAGUUGAAAUCACAUCAGAAACAAAUACACAUUGUCAGGCUCCAUGGGGCAUGAUUCCUGAUGAUGUUUUUCCAAAUCUGUGGAGAAUAAUAUAUUGGUCGUCACAGUUUCUUACUUGGUUAAUUAUGCCACUUAUGCAGUCAUACUUGAAAGCGGGCGAUUUUACCAUUAAAGGAAAAUUAAAAUCUGCUCUUGUUGAGAACGCUAUUUAUUACAGUUCAUAUUUGUUCAUAUGUGGCGUUUUGUUGAUUUAUAUAGCUGCUAAGGGUGUCUCUUUGGAUUGGCAAAAACUAAAAGCCAUCGCAUCUUCAGCAUCUAACACUUGGGGAUUGUUCCUCCUAGUGCUGCUACUUGGCUAUGCGCUCGUCGAAGUCCCUCGCUCUCUUUGGAAUAAUGCAACGCCUGGUUUUACAUUACAAUACGCUUAUUUUAAAUUAGCGAAAUUAAGCUCGAGCAAAGCAGAGGCGGAGGAGAAUGUAGACGAUGUAUUGGAGUCUCUACAAGGUAUAAAUCGUGCUAUCCCUAAUGGUUAUGAGCUACGUUCAUGUGUAGAAACAAUACUACGCAAAGUACCAACCGAACUUAUUGAGCGUGCGACCCGCAACUAUAAUCGUGGGGGUAGUAUCGGAGACACUCCUACAAUUGUACCAACAGAAAAGACAUUAAUACGGAUUCAUAAGCAAGUUAUUAAGUCGUUGCAGACAUUACAACGUAGUGAAUCCCUUUGGAGUGUGCAGGUAGAGAAAGUUUUGUACUUGGAAGAUAUAUCACGAAAUAUGCACUCGACAGAUAGAAUAUUCAAAUCAGAGUUUCCUUCCCAGCGUUCGCAAUUAUGUAGAAUCCUUUAUAGCCCCUCAUUACAUUGGUACUGGGAGUGCUUUUGUAAAAAACAUUUUUUGAAAGCUCUUUGCAUAGUGGCCGCAAUCAUGUCCUUCAUGGUCGUGUGGAGUGAACUGACAUUUUUCAAUCGACAACCAGUGCUUUCUAUACUUGCUCAGGUUAUAAAUAUUGCCAAGUAUAAUUAUAAAUUCUUUACUAUCGAAUUACUUUCAAUGAUUGUGUUAUGCUAUCUAUUCUAUUGUACUUAUUCUACGAUUUUGCGCAUACGUUUUUUAAAUCUUUAUUACUUGGCACCACAUCAUCAAACAAAUGAGCAUAGUUUAAUUUUUAGUGGCAUGCUCUUAUGUCGAUUAACACCACCAAUGUGUCUUAAUUUUCUCGGUCUAAUACACAUGGAUUCACAUAUAAUUGAAAAGAGGAUACUCGAAACAUACUAUACUCAAAUAAUGGGUCACAUGGACGUUUUAGGCAUAAUUUCCGACGGUUUUAACAUUUACUUUCCUAUGUGUAUGUUGGCAUUUUGCCUGGCUACUUGGUUUAGUUUGGGUAGUCGCAUUUUAAAUGCUAUGGGGUUUCAACAAUUCCUUCAAAAUGAAACCAUUGCCACAGAGUUGGUUCAAGAAGGCAAAGAUUUGAUUGCGAGGGAAAAACGUCGUCGUCUACGCGCAGAGGAUACGAUGUCACGACGUAGAGACCCAACAUCUGUUACGAAUGAAUAUAUUGCUAAAUAUCGUAAUUUAGCUGGAACCGCCGUGCAAGUUGGUUCAAUUGGCCCUUUACGCACACCAACGGAUGGACUUUUGUGUGAUGGAGACCGAAUAGGAUAUGAAACUGUUUCACCACCAUUAAACACUCGUAUCUCACCAAUAGGUGUGCCGCGCAGUCUAUCAGAAGAAAUAAAUGAACGUUUCGGAGUUAGUACUCAUCUGGAAAUUGGUUUUAAGGGCGCCUCACGGCCCUUAAAUAACAUCGAAAAGAAUUCAGAUAGUUUGAAUACGGAUGAACGUAUAAGAUCCCCGCUUCGUGGUCUUUUCGAUGAUGUUUGAUAAAUAGUAGAAAAAUACUAUAAAUAAAACUAAUGAAGCUAGUAUAGUAGAGGUGGUUUAUUAUAUUCUAUGAAGAAUUAAAUGGCAAUGCUGCUACUAAUUAAAAUGUUUGAAUCAUUACUAUGCUCAAAAAUUAGCAGAAGUUAUCUUUCAAUCCAAUAUACUUAAAUGAUACUCGGUUUAAA